AUGACAGAUCCGUCAGUUGUGGAUCACCUGACACGACUGAAACUCAAACUCCUAGAAAAGAGACUAGAAAAUGAACAGGAGAAUCUGGAGAAGAUGGAGUCACCUCUCCCAGCUGCAAGGAACAGAUGUGAGGAUAUGUUCCAAAGUGCCCUAAAGCGAAGGAAAGAUCUCCUGCAGGAGCUUAGGGAGCAGCAACUUCUGGAAGAGCUUUCACAGCCCCCUGCACCAGCUGGAGGGCACUGUUAUAACCACAGAGCUGCCCCCCUGCAUGUCUACCAGAUACCUUUUCCAGCUCCCCAAGCAGAGCCACUGAGGAUUAUCCAGCAGACAAUGCCGCCUCAGCCUGCCACCAUCAUCCAGCAGUUACCUCAGCCACUUCCCCUCAUCACGCAGAUCCCCCCUGCCCAGCCUUUUGCAGCCCCCCACUCCGGAAGCAUUAAAGAAGACAUGGUAGAGAUGAUGCUGAUGCAGAAUGCUCAGAUGCACCAGAUCAUCAUGCAGAACAUGAUGCUGAAGGCUCUGCCACCGAUGGCAUUCACACAGUCUGCUGGAGCCAGCUCUCCCCUGCUUCAGCAUGCACAGCAGGACCUGCACUUUGCUGCUCCUCUGGCUGUGAAAGCAGACAGGCCCAGGCCAUCUGCAGUCCACCACCACCACCACUACCCUCCUACAGGGGUGCUUCCAGUGCCCCAUGGGGGCUUCCCAUCCACAUCCACGGCACAUCGUUGGACCAGCAGCAUUCUCCCUACCCUGCCUAUAUGGUGGGGUGUUAUGGAGGAGUUGAUUGAGCUCCCACUGCAGGAGGCAGUGGGUGCAUUGAAUGCCUGUUUCUUUGCUAGACGAGGUUUCUGUGUUGACGUUUAUGAAGCCAGAGAAG
Pelecanus crispus (Dalmatian pelican) is the source of this 877-nucleotide messenger RNA. NCBI's taxonomy places the organism in Eukaryota, Metazoa, Chordata, Aves, Pelecaniformes, Pelecanidae. The record is from RefSeq and is a predicted model, not a curated record.